UUUUGAGAUGAUCAACUUUGCUUGGUAACUCCCCCUUUGCGAUCAUGUGACUUCGUUGUUUUGUUUCCAUUCUCUCGUCUUGGACUGCCGAAUGUUAUCAUCUGUUUGUGAUAGGCCUAGGCCUACACACUGGCUGUGAUGUUUGUUAUCGCGGCUGUGUAGUAGAUCUAUGUGAAACGACAACGAAUUUUUGUUUUGAAAGAAUAUUCUGAUGUGAAAGGACUUGACUGGUUCUCCUGUGGAUAUUCUCUGUCAGUGCAAAAUGGAGUGGAUAAAUGUUGUGAAUACUACAGUGGCCCCACACAACACGACAACACCCCUACCCCAGUCACACUCGUAUCCUGAUUAUGUUGGCUACAUAUGCUCCCUUAUUGCUGUACUAAUGUAUGGCAGUAACUUUGUACCCGUAAAGAAGUUUGUCACCGGAGAUGGUAUGUUCUUCCAGUAUGUUCUGUGCAGUGGUAUCUUCCUGGUUGGAAUUGUGGUUCAGCUUGUGCAGAACUCCACUUUCUACCCCCUGGUUAUGCUUGGAGGUUUUAUCUGGGCCACUGGCAACUUGUGUGUGGUACCCGUUUUUAAAACGAUUGGAAUGGGACUGGGAAUGAGCAUUUGGGGCACAUUUGCCCUGGUGGCUGGAUGGGCCAGUGGGAAAUUUGGCUGGUUUGGGAAUAAGGACGAUGUAAUAAGUAACCCUGCUAUGAACUAUGGAGGGGUCGGCUUGGCGUUUGGAAGUAUUCUGCUUUAUGUAAUGGUGAAAAAUGAAGUCAGCGGUUCCACAGAGAUGGAGAUAAUUGUCACUGAGGAGGAAACUUCUCCUCUCAUUUCUGGACCACAAUCUUCAAUAAAUGAGUCGCAAAGGUCGACUCCAGCCUCUCGCAAUGGUGAUGAUGUUCUUGUCUUCAACAAGUUGGCAAAUGAUGCAAAGAAAUCUGGUAACGGCAACGGAAACGAUGAGGAUGAUGAGCAGGAUGACCGCAUGUGGAUUGAAGAUUUGUCUCCCAUGUUGAAGCGAAUAAUAGGCACAGGGUUGUCCAUUUUUUCUGGUUUCAUGUACGGCAUCAACUUUACUCCAGCCAUACACGUGCAGGACAAUGUACAAGGCGCCAGCAAGAAUGGGUUGGAUUAUGUCUUUGCCCACUUUUGCGGCAUCUAUAUGUCCAGCUCCAUAUACUUUUACAUCUAUUGUGCUGUAAAAAAGAACAAACCCAAGGUGUACCCAAAGGUGAUCCUGCCUGGCAUUGUGUCUGGCAUCAUGUGGGGUAUCGCCACAGCUUCCUGGUACAUUGCCAACGCCACUUUGUCGGAAUCUGUCACUUUCCCCAUCAUAAGCACAGCCCCUGCUGCCAUAGCCUCACUUUUCUGGGGCGUCGUUGUCUUUCAUGAGAUCAAGGGAAAGCGAAACAUUCUGAUUCUGAUUGCAGCAUUUUGCAUCAUGAGUGGAGGUGCUGUUUUAGCCGGCCUGUCCAAGUAGGACACAAGGACUCAGAUAUGGCACAACAGAUUCUAUGUUAUCUAUAUCGUUGGUGCAUUUCGCUAUCCGCGUAUUGAGCAUUCAGAUACUUUCCAAAAAAUUUUAAAAACCUUUUUUAUUACUCUAGUACGCGUAUUAGCCUCUUGAUUUUUACAAUUUAUGUUUAAGUUGUCAUGAACUAUUGAUGCUAGUUAAAAUGUGUGAGCUGAUUUUUAAGAUUGUGCUCAGAUCAAAUGUCUUUAUACCGUAGUUUUCAAAUUUUGUUCCAUACGUGGAUAGCAAACUGCAAUGAGGAUAAAUUGCUUUAUUGAAAUGUUUCUAUGUAAUUUGUUCACAUUGGUGCAAAGCCGCCCUGGUGCUGUGAUGAAAUACUAACUCAUUGAGAUGGUGUGGGCCCCAUGUGACCAGCAAAUGUGUCAAAAAAGCUUUGCCUUUUUAUACUCCCUUUACUGCCGUAAGCUGACAAAGCGCCCUUUUUUUUUAUUCACUGCAGUUUCGAGAUAAAGAAGUUUUUUGCCAGCAUACCAUUUAAAAAAGGCGCUCUCCUGAAAAGGGAAUUCUAAUUCAUUCAAAAAUUAGUUACAGCUUCACUUUGAUUUUUUUGACACAAGUAGGAUAACUGAUCAGGCUUUUGAUUUAGCAAAUAAAAAAAAUUUGGCACCAGAAAUGAAAAAAGGGGUUUUGUCAUCUUACAGCAGUUAACAUUUUGCAGAAAUUGAAAUAAACUGCUCUGUUUUUGGGGGGGUCGUUUUUUUAAAAUUUCUAUGUAUUUAAGUAAUUUUUUUAAAGAAAUUGUUCAAUUUCGUUUCCUUAUGAAAAAAGAGUGCUUGAAAUUUGAGUGCUUAUCUUUUUUGUUCAUGUUUAGUAUAAUUAUGAGUACUGCAAAUAAAAUUCUGUCUACGGCUUUUGCCCUUA
This is a messenger RNA of Aplysia californica (California sea hare), 2386 nucleotides long. RefSeq names its product transmembrane protein 144. Lineage: Eukaryota; Metazoa; Mollusca; Gastropoda; Aplysiida; Aplysiidae. Gene Ontology annotation, molecular function: carbohydrate transmembrane transporter activity. Gene Ontology annotation, cellular component: membrane. The record is from RefSeq and is a predicted model, not a curated record. Bases 263 to 1471 code for a protein of 402 amino acids. The transcript has 11 exons. Gene Ontology annotation, biological process: carbohydrate transmembrane transport.